Messenger RNA from Prorocentrum cordatum, 2379 nucleotides. The record is from the annotation of a GenBank genome assembly. Lineage: Eukaryota; Dinophyceae; Prorocentrales; Prorocentraceae.
AUGGACGGCUGGGACGUUUUCUUGGACGCCACUCCGCCGCCGUCCGCCGCGCCUAGCGGCGGGGCGACGCGCCCGCGACCCGCCGCCGGCAGCCAACCGCCAGCCCUGGGGGCGCCGCUGUGCAGGGACUUCCAAUUCACUCGCCUCAGUGACUACACCAUCGACAGGUACGAGAAGCACGUCGCCUUGUGUGAUUCUGUAGAUUGCGUCAUCUGUUUCGCAGCUAAACGCCUGGGUACAUCGCACUGGUUCUGGCGCGAAACCCUCUUGGACCCUCUGGCCCCAGACCGCGGUACGUGGGCAGCGUUCGCGACGAUGUCGACGGGAAGGCCAGCGCUGGGCUGCUGGAUAUGCUCUACAAGCACCAAGAUGAACAAGCCCGGCCUCGCCCAAUUCACUUUGGAUUCGCCUGAUGCCCUGAUCCAAUCCAACAUCAAGAAGCACGUGAGCUCCCAGAUUCACAAGGAGCUGAGCAGCGUCGUCGUUGGCACCAUCGCAUCUGGGAAGACGCCUGUCCAAAUUACGGUCCUGCUCAUGCGCAUCAGGGGCUGCGAUAAGAACAUCAACGUGAUGAGCGGUAUCGUCGGUGCAUGUGAUUUGACAAAGCCGCCGUUCAACGGCAGAGCGACUGGCAUCCGGGACGCUUCCCUGCACGUCCUUCGGGAGUUUUGCACGCCACUUCGGGACCCGCCGUUUUCGAAGAAGCACGGCAAAUUCGACCAGAAGCUGUUCAAGAGCGUGUGCGAGUCCGUGCAGAUGUAUACAGCUGACUCUGCAGCGCCGGAGCAAGUGGCUGGCAAGUUCUUGAAGGACCUUCUGCCGCUGCUGGCAGCUGGGUGCAUUUCUCGCGACGCGCUCCCUAACUUGAAAAAGGUUGCGCAGGACAAGCCCCACGGCGUCCGGAGGGUGUGCUCGAGGGCAUGGGCUGCAGACCAGUACCUGAGCGACACGGCGGACAUCAUGAUCCUCGCGAAAGGUUCGAUCACGACCCUGAUACAGAACUCCCCGACGUUCAAGGGAUGGUUUCAGCAACACAAUGAGAAGUUGGAUCACUGCCCGUUCCAGGCCAACAGGAUCCGCGACCUGAGCUUCGCAAAGCAUCGCUUCAAUUCGACGCAGAAGCCUUUCGGGCGACACGUCCUGAUGUUCAAGAGCGUGAUUGCGACGGCAACCCAGAUAGCUACCUCUCGCGUGGGCAAGCAGGAGAGCAAGCUGGCCUCGGCGUACUUGUCCUUUCUGGACGUGGAGCGCGCAGUCACGUUGGCUCUCCUGGCAGAUGCGGGGGACGAGUGCAACAUGCUCAUCCGCGUCAUGGACACCGAGCGCAUGGACGUCUCUGCUGUUUCCAUGAACUUGCGCGCCUUCCUCAGCAGGAUCCAUGCUCUCUUCGUUGAUGAACAUUGUUGGAAGCUCGGCUACACGCAGUACAUGGUGCAGCAACUUCAGGAGCCCGUGCUCCUCCUCGCAAUGGAUGGUCAGAAGACGCUGGGAUGCGCGGCCGGCGUCCCCGUCGACGUCAAGAGGAGGUGCGUGCAACGGAUGGCUAAUUGGGUCCACUUGGCCCGCGAGACCAUACGUGCAGAAAUUCGAGAGUUCGAGAUCAUCUACGCGAUGAGGGCAUUCAAUCUCGGCGAGCUAUCGCAGUCCCUCGGCGCGCCCGCACAGGGUUCGCAGCAUGACCUAGGGAAUCAGACUAUGUCCCAAUUGCGAGCAAGUUGCGACAGCUUGGCCGAAUUCGUCUGCGUGAACCCGACCGCACUGUUCAGCCAGCUCAACGACGUGAGGCCGAUAGCGCAGCAGAUGCUGAUAGACCCGUCUUGUACUGGUACUAUCGCCGCGUGGGCGAUGGCGGUUGCCGAGUGUCAGAAAGACGCCCGAAACGCGAAGCUCCACCCGGUGGGGGCGUUGAGGCCAGUACUGAUGACCUUCGGCGCCUACGGCCCGAGCACUAGCGGCCUUGAGCAGAACUUCUCGCAGAUCCUCAACCUCGCUGGCGCGAAUCGGCCAGACAAGUGGGGGGGCUACAUACAGGACGAGCUCGUGAUCAAGCAGCCGUGGAGCAAGGACCACAUCGAUCGAGCGGUGGCGCUGGCGCCCAAGAUCUGGGCAAAGAUUUACGGACCGGUUCGCAGGCCAAGAGUGCGCGUCCGCAUGGACUUACACAAGGAAGCCCCCGCAAGGGCGCGCGACGUCAACACUGAGACGUCCUGGAUUCGGGGCAGGCGCGCCGAUGUUCAGGGCGUUGUUUCCCAGACACGGCCAGUCGACUUGAUGAGCGCCCCGGGCACGCGGACCGUCGGGGUUGACGGAUGGACCGCCGACCACGAGAAGGAGGUGAAGUUCCAACAGAAUAAGAGGCAGAAGCGUUUUCACGAUUCC